CCGGGGGCUGGGGGCGCCGGGCGGCCGCCUCCCACAGGUUAUUCCGGGAUAAGCCGGGCGCUGGGGCUGGCCCGGCCUUGGCGGGGGGCCGGGCGGCGCGGGGCGGGCCUGCGGGAGAGCACGCCCCCGCCCGCCCCGGGCCCGCCCCUCGCCGCCCGCCCGCCAGCCGGGGAGCCGCUGUCCCGGGCCUGGCCCGUGCGCGUCCGCCUGCUGAACCUGGGCACCGCCGGCCGUCUGGGCACGGGACCGGGCGGGGGCGCUGACCUCGGCCUAGGAGGCCUGGGAUCCCGGAGCCGCCUGCGCCCGCCGGGGCCUGCGAGUCGCACGCCCUCCCCGAGCCUGUGCUGCUCGCCGCUCCUCGGCGGGGCGAGGCCAGGUGCCCCCCUCUUCCCCUGCCUUCUCUCCCUCCCCCACUCCCGUGCCCGCCGGAGAUCCCGGCCGCCCGCCCCCUCCCGCAGGGGUGUAGCCGGCUGCGGAGCUGACAGCCGCCCCGCAGCCGCCCUGUCCAAACUCCCCGGAAGCGGCCCGAGCAGACGGGGCGCUCAGGCCGCCAGAGCUCCGGCGGACCCACUGUUGGCCCAGAGGCGACGUCCCUCCUCCCGCGCCCAAACUUGGAGCACUUGACCUUUGGCUGUCGGAGGAGGCAGGCCUGCGGGUGGCUGGACAGCUGCGGCGCCUCGAGGGCAUCUUGCCUGCGGUUCCGGGACCGCCGGCUGCGCUCUCGGGCUCCCGACUUUGCCUCUGGGAUCCCGAGGUGUCCACAUCAGGCGCAUGUUGACUGAGACCUGGAGUCAUGGAUGUGUGCGCCCGUCUUGCCCUGUGGCUCCUCUGGGGGCUCCUCCUGCAUCACGGCCAGAGCCUCAGCCCUAGCCACAACGAGAAGGUGCCAGGAGCCGGCUCGGGGGCCACUUCUGAGGAGUCUACUGCAGCAGAGUUUUGCCGGAUUGACAAGCCCCUGUGCCACAGUGAGGAUGAGAAGCUCAGCUUUGAUGCAGUCCGCAGCAUCCACAAGCUGAUGGAUGAUGAUGCCAAUGGUGAUGUGGAUGUGGAAGAAAGUGAUGAGUUCCUGAGGGAAGACCUCAAUUACCAUGACCCAACGGUGAAACACAGCACCUUCCAUGGUGAGGAUAAACUCAUCAGCGUGGAGGACCUGUGGAAGGCAUGGAAGUCUUCAGAAGUAUACAACUGGACCGUGGAUGAGGUGGUGCAGUGGCUGAUCACAUAUGUGGAGCUGCCUCAAUAUGAGGAGACCUUCCGGAAACUGCAGCUCAGUGGCCAUGCUAUGCCAAGGCUUGCAGUAACCAACACCACCAUGACAGGGACUGUGUUGAAGAUGACAGACCGGAGCCAUCGGCAGAAGCUUCAGUUGAAGGCCCUGGACACAGUACUCUUCGGGCCUCCUCUCUUGACCCGCCAUAAUCACCUCAAGGACUUCAUGCUGGUGGUGUCUAUCGUUAUUGGUGUGGGCGGCUGCUGGUUUGCCUAUAUCCAGAACCGUUACUCCAAGGAGCACAUGAAGAAGAUGAUGAAGGAUUUGGAGGGGUUACACCGAGCUGAGCAGAGUCUGCAUGACCUUCAGGAAAGGUUGCACAAGGCCCAGGAGGAGCACCGCACAGUGGAAGUGGAGAAGGUACAUCUGGAGAAGAAGCUGCGUGAUGAGAUCAACCUUGCCAAGCAGGAAGCCCAGCGGCUGAAGGAGCUGCGGGAGGGUACCGAGAAUGAGCGGAGCCGCCAAAAAUACGCUGAGGAGGAGUUGGAGCAGGUUCGGGAGGCCUUGAGGAAGGCAGAGAAGGAGCUGGAAUCACACAGCUCAUGGUAUGCUCCAGAGGCCCUUCAGAAGUGGCUGCAGCUGACACAUGAGGUGGAGGUGCAAUACUACAACAUCAAGAAGCAAAAUGCCGAGAAGCAGCUGCUGGUGGCCAAGGAGGGGGCUGAGAAGAUAAAAAAGAAGAGAAACACACUCUUUGGCACCUUCCACGUGGCCCACAGCUCUUCCCUGGAUGAUGUGGAUCACAAAAUCCUAACAGCUAAGCAAGCUCUGAGUGAGGUGACAGCAGCACUGCGGGAGCGCCUGCACCGCUGGCAACAGAUUGAGAUCCUCUGUGGCUUCCAGAUUGUCAAUAACCCUGGCAUUCACUCACUGGUGGCUGCCCUCAACAUAGACCCCAGCUGGAUGGGCAGUACGCGCCCCAACCCUGCCCACUUCAUCAUGACUGACGACGUGGAUGACAUGGAUGAGGAGAUUGUGUCACCCUUGUCCAUGCAGUCCCCCAGCCUGCAGAGCAGUGUCCGGCAGCGCCUGACGGAGACACAACUUGGCCUAGGAUCUCAGAGGUUGGUAGAGGGCGAGGCUGGCCACUUCUUGACAAGCCGGGUAUCUCUGCGGCGAAUGCGCAGCCUUUCAUCUGGACAGUCUUUCAGUUCUGAAGGCCACGAGAUCAGCUCUCCAUCUGCCUCUGCUGCUUCUUCCUGCUCCUCUACCACCACCACCACCACCACCACCACCUCCACUACCUCCAUCACCACCGUUCAUGUCCACCCUGUUUAUUACCACCACAGCACUUCCUAUUUCCUCCAGAUGGAGCCCUACCCUGACCCACCCCCUUCUGACAGCACCGCUGUGAUGCCAGGGCAUUCAGAGAGCUUGGGGGAUUUGACCCAUUCCGAUUCGGAGUCCUCCCUCCACAUGAGUGACCGCCAGCGUAUGGUCCCCAAGCCUCCUCAGAUGGUCCGGGCUGCAGAUGAAGCUCUCAAUGCCAUGACUUCCAACGGCAGCCACCGGCUGAUUGAGGGGGUCCACCCAGGGUCUCUGGUGGAGAAACUGCCUGACAGCCCUGCCCUGGCCAAGAAGGCACUACUGGCGCUGAACCACGGGCUGGAGAAGGCCCACAGCCUGAUGGAGCUGAGCCCCUCAGCCCCACCUGGUGGUUCUCCACUUUUGGAUUCUUCCCGUUCUCACAGCUCCAGUUCCCCAGACCCAGACACACCAUCUCCAGCUGGGGACAGCCGAGCCCUGCAGGCCAGCCGAAAUACACGCAUUCCCCACCUGGCUGGCAAGAAGGCUGUGGCUGAGGAGGAUAAUGGCUCCAUUGGCGAGGAGACAGACUCCAGCCCAGGCCGGAAGAAGUUUCCCCUCAAAAUCUUUAAGAAGCCUCUUAAGAAAUAGGCAGGAUGAGGGUGGCAGUGGCAGGACAGCUUGUCCUUCCCUGGUCUUCUGCCUCCCUUUCUCUCCCUUCCAAGAUAUCUGGCCCCAAGAGUGGGGCAUGGGAAGGGCUGGCCCAGGGGCCUGGGCACUGUACAUACCUGCCCCCCUCAUCCUUGGGUCCUUCAACAUUAUUUAUUAACUGACCACCAUGGCCUGCCUGCCCUGCCUCCCUCCCAACCAUGGGCUGCUGCUGUCACUCCCUCUCCACUUCAGUGCAUGUCUUAGUUGCUGUCCCCUCAGCUCCCAGCUCCACGUUGGGGUCCAGCUUCCGUCUCUGCUGUCCCAGUUUUGAGGUUUGGUUUCUUGUUUCUGUCUGUCUCCUGCUUUCAGGCUCCUCUCUCCCACCACUCUCCAACUUCCCCUAGUAGCUAGGGCAGAUGUUAAGAAUAACUUCUGACUCCUGUGCCUCAGAUCUGUUCCACCCCACCUCCAAUGGUUUUGUUUGCCCCAGACUGGGGCCUAGGGCAUAAUAUUUGAGGUUUAUUCUUUGAGAGUGUGGUGGGCCAGAGGGAACCUCAGCCUGGAGCUCACUCAGGCCUCCAGGGGUCCGUGGGGGAAUGAAACCAAUUCCCAGAGAACAAGCUAUUAGAGAGUUUUAAAGAGAGGCCAGGCUGGGGGAUAGAUUGGAAGAGACUUCUCUCUUAGUUGGAGGAUGAGUAGAUGCUAGAGUUGUGGGCUACAAGGCAGUCACCUUUUCUCUCUUCUCUCACCCACACCUGCAUCUCUUUUAUCCCUGCUCCCCCACACUGCAGGAGGGUUUUUGUCUGUAAGAGGUGCUGCCCAAAUGCUCCCAAGCAUCAGUACUCCUGGGGCUCAGGACAAUCAGCUCCCCUGGCCAUGGGAACCUCAGCCACCAUGCAGGGCUCUAAUGGGGCCCUGAAGCUAUUGGGCAGGAUGUUGUCACAUUUGAACCAAAAGACAGUUUAAAAUUGAAAAAAGAAAUCUCCUGAAUUCCCAAGUGCCUGCACCACAUACUUCCCUGACCUUGUCAGACCCCAUUUUCAUGUUACUGCAUAGCCUGGGCCAGAGGCUCAAAGGCCACAGCCAGUUUAGGGAAGAGGGUGGCUAAGGAAGAUAGUGUAGGUGAAGGUGGCUGUGUGACCACUUCCCCCCACCCUUCCCACCCUCUAGACAACUCUCUCCCUUACCUGUUUUUGCUAUGGCUGUCAAGGUAUUUUCCCUCUGCCCCACUCCCUGCCAUGACUUUACUCUGGGAUCCUUUUUGGGCCUGGGGUGGGGACACCUGGGGCUGGUCUUAGGAGGGUGCUAGGCUACAGACUGCCUUGUACCCCCUGGACACCCUCACAUGGGUUUUUCUGUGUUAUUUCAUAAGACUCUUUGAAGUCCAAUAAAGCAUGUAGGAGAUUUUAACCUC
Molecule: messenger RNA, 4580 nt
Organism: Equus quagga
Lineage: Eukaryota; Metazoa; Chordata; Mammalia; Perissodactyla; Equidae
Gene: STIM1
Product: stromal interaction molecule 1
Exons: 12
Coding region: 794-3166 (790 amino acids)
Biological process (GO): activation of store-operated calcium channel activity; intracellular calcium ion homeostasis; store-operated calcium entry
Cellular component (GO): plasma membrane; endoplasmic reticulum
Molecular function (GO): calcium ion binding; calcium channel regulator activity; protein binding
Source: RefSeq, a predicted model, not a curated record